Messenger RNA from Gavialis gangeticus (Gharial), 2065 nucleotides. RefSeq names its product synaptotagmin like 1 (gene SYTL1). Gene Ontology annotation, molecular function: small GTPase binding; neurexin family protein binding. Gene Ontology annotation, cellular component: exocytic vesicle; plasma membrane. Lineage: Eukaryota; Metazoa; Chordata; Crocodylia; Gavialidae. The record is from RefSeq and is a predicted model, not a curated record. Bases 258 to 1901 code for a protein of 547 amino acids. The transcript is spliced from 14 exons. Gene Ontology annotation, biological process: intracellular protein transport; exocytosis.
GGCCUGUGUCCAGGCCCGCGGGGGAGCAGCGUCCAGCGCUGAGCCCUGCUGCCCCCAGGUCCUCGCGCUCCCCGUGCACCCUGGCGCCAGGGCAGGAUGGCCAGCUGCUGUCCAUGCCCCUGGAUCCACGCGGAGCGGUGACGCGCUGACGGUGCCUGGGCCACAGGGCUGACCGCGAGCCCAGAGCUCGGCGCGUCUUCUCGGGCUCCCCGACCCGCCGGGACGGGCGGCACGUGUGGUGCGGCCUGGGCCUGGCCAUGGCUCAGGACAUAGAGGCGGACUGCCUGCUGGACCUCAGCUUCCUGACGGAGGAGGAGCAGAGCACCAUCGGCGAGGUGCUGCUCCGGGACUCGCAGCUCCGCGUGCUGGAGGAGGGGCGCGUCAGCAAACUGCGCAAGUCGGUCUCCGACCCCAGCCAGCUGAAGGGCCUGACCGGGGACUGGUUCUGCGACGUCCGGGCCAAGCGGCACCGGCACAACCACCUGGGCGCCGACAUCGUCCGUGCCUCCAUCCGCAGGAAGAAACCCAAAGGAGAGCAGGAGCCGAAACGUGCCUCCAGCACGGGGGACCUGGGGCCGAUCCCUGAGCCGGCGCCAGAGGAGAAGGAGGGGGCGGUGGAUAACGAGGACAGGCUCCCCACAGAGGCUGCCCACCACGCCGAGGACACGCAGGAUGCAGGCCAGGCGAGGGCACAGGAGCCUGGGGACAAGCCAGACAGCAAUGACUCGUUUGAAUCAUUUGACACGUCCAGCCCAGAGGAAGGGGACGAGGCGGGGAGCAGGGAGACCCAGCCGUGCCCGGCCAUCACCGUCACUGCACAGAGCAACGGGGCCCUGCAGAACGGCCAGGACGGGCUGGUGGAGUCGCCCCCCAGGAGGAACGGCGCGGGACCCCCCCAGACCCUGCUGACCACCAGCUCCUCCAUGUCCAGCCUCGGCUCCACGCUGAGCGGCAGCAUGAUGAGCCUGUACAGCGAGGGGGACGUGGGCAGCGUGGAGGUGUGCGGCUGCAUCCAGCUCUCCCUGCACUACGAGGCCAAGAGGAAGGAGCUGCGUGUCCACGUCGUCCAGUGCCGGGGGCUGGCCGAGGCCAAGAAACAGCGCUCGGACCCGUAUGUCAAGACCUACCUGCUGCCAGACAAGUCCAACCACGGCAAACGCAAAACAACAGUCAAGAAGCGGAGCCUGGACCCUGUCUUCAAUGAGAUCCUCAAGUACAAGAUGGAGAAGGACGAGCUCCAGAGCCGCGUGCUCAACGCGUCCGUCUGGCACCAUGACACCCUGGGCCGCAACCUCUUCCUGGGCGAGGUGGAGAUCGCGCUGAGCACCUGGGACUGGGGCAAUGUGCACCCCGAGUGGUUCAACCUCCAGCCCCGGACGCCGGUCUCCCCCCACGACCUCAGCAGCCGGGGCAAGCUCAACCUAGCGCUCAAGUUCAUCCCCGCCGGGGCUGAAGGAGCUGGCCUGCCUCCGACGGGGGAGCUGCACAUCUGGGUGAAGGAUGCCCAGAGCCUCAUCCCCAUCCGGGGCGGCACCAUGGACUCCUCCGUGCAGUGCUACGUCCUGCCGGAUGACAGCAAGGCGAGCCGCCAGAAGACCCGGGUGGUGAAGCGGAGCCUGACCCCGCUGUUCAACCACACCAUGGUGUACGACGGCUUCAAGGCCAAGGACCUCAGCGAGGCCUGUGUCGAGUUCACCCUCUGGCACCACGAGAACUUCUCCAAGCAGCUGCUGGGCGGCCUCCGCCUCAGCCUGGGCACCGGGAGCAGCUACGGGCUGCCCGUGCCCUGGAUGGACUCUACGGAGGAGGAGCAGCGUGUCUGGGACCGCCUGCUGCAGCAGCCCUGCCUCUGGGUGGAAGCCCUGCUGCCCCUGCGAACCAACCUCACCCCCAGGACUUAGCUCCCCCCUGGCCUGGACUCCCCCUUGCUGCUGGGGAUGGCAGGCAGGACUGGCUUCUGAUGCCAGGGCGCUGGCCCAGGCGAUCCCAGUGAGUCCCAGAGCUGCUGCACCCGACCCAUCUUGGAAAUAAACCCCCGUGCAACCACGCAAGGCUGGAGAUGCUG